AUCCGGUGGGAAUAUCGAUUGUCAUCCCCAAUUGAGCCAAUUGGGUGAAAAAUUGGGCCGAAAAACUAGGAAAAUUUCGCACAGAUCAAUUAAAACAUGACGGAGCUGUUGAUCGAUCCGGACAUCCGUGUGUGGGUGUUCCUGCCCAUUGUGCUGAUCACCUUCCUGGUAGGCAUCGUGCGCCACUACGUCUCCAUUCUGAUAUCCACGCAGAAGAAGGCCGAGAUCACCCAAAUUCAGGACAGUCAGGCGAUGAUACGGGCACGUCUGCUCCGCGAGAACGGCAAAUAUCUAAGUGCACAGAGCUUUUCCAUGCGGAAAAACUACUUCAACAACGAGGAGACGGGCUACUUCAAGACCCAGAAACGGGCGCCCGUGGCCCAGAACUCCUCCGCCAUGCUUACCGACUUGGUGAAGGGUAACUUCAUCAACGUACUGCCUAUGGUUGUGAUUGGUGGAUGGAUUAACUGGAUGUUCUCGGGCUUUGUGACCACCAAAGUGCCCUUCCCGCUGACACUGCGCUUCAAGCCCAUGUUGCAGCGGGGCGUGGAGCUCGCCUCGCUGGACGCCGCCUGGGUAUCCUCGGCCUCUUGGUACUUCCUCAAUGUGUUCGGCCUGCGCUCAAUUUAUACGCUGGUGCUCGGCGAGAACAACCAUGCGGAUCAGACGCAGGCUCAGGCGGAUGCCAUGACGGGAGCUGCGAUGACCAUGCCCCAGGACCCCAAGGCGGCCUUCAAGGCCGAAUGGGAGGCUCUGGAGAUCACCGAGUACCACAACGCCCUCAAGAACAUCGAUGCCGAUAUGCUGACCAUUGCCAGCGCCUCUGCCGACAAGAGUUCUUGAGCGACCAGGCCUGCGCGGGUCCAUCCUAAUUAAGAUAUUUUAGCAAAUUCACAAUGUAACAAAGCCGAUUUUGUUUAGAGUCCAAGAGGGUUAAAAUAAAGCAAGUUGUGUGUGUGUCUAUGAUGGAAAA
This is a messenger RNA of Drosophila ficusphila, 973 nucleotides long. RefSeq names its product ER membrane protein complex subunit 3 (gene EMC3). Lineage: Eukaryota; Metazoa; Arthropoda; Insecta; Diptera; Drosophilidae. The coding region runs from base 97 to 843 and encodes 248 amino acids. Gene Ontology annotation, biological process: protein folding in endoplasmic reticulum. Gene Ontology annotation, cellular component: membrane; EMC complex. The record is from RefSeq and is a predicted model, not a curated record. The transcript is spliced from 2 exons.